AUUCAAAUUGCCCAAAGUAUCGUACGGUAGAAUGCAAAAACGUAAAUCGGAUUUUUAGCUUACUAUUACUGCAUGUUAUCGUUUCGGUGUUCAAGAUAGCAAGACAACAAGCCAAAGAACGACAAUUUACCAGACUGCUGAGAUGGACAUUCAGCAAAAUGAACGGUGGCAUGGUUAUGAGAACGACACUCAUUUGAACUUUUCAGAAGCUGUUACAGAAGACAACCAAGCAGUGUCUUCCACGGUCUCAUCAAAUGUAGUGACAUUAUGCGGCAACCAGUCAACGGAAAAGUCACUGCAUUCACCCUGUCAAAGGGUUUCAAGACACAAGCCGAAGAAGAAUGAUUCAACCAUUGCAGCCACUGAUACACCCCCUGUCAAGAAGCCAAGAAGGGGUGCCUCCCUGAAGCACAAGAGCUCAGAGGAGCAAGAGCUGGCGUACAUUCAGACGCUUCAGGAUGAGGUUGCCGCACACCGCAAAAAGAACGAGGCUAGCUACAGGACUGCCAUGGCUGGCAGUCAGCCAGCAAGGAAGCCAGCAAUGUCUACCACGAUCCCUGUGGAUUUCCACUUCCAUACAGAUGAGAGGGUGAAGCAACAUGCACGCAGCAGUGACCACGGGGAGGCAGUUCAAUUUUCUGCUCAGCUGCGCAGGCACCCUCCUUCUCCUGCAAAGAUGAAUCGGGGUGCAACGAUCCCCAAGCCCUUCAACUUGUCUGUUGGCAAAAAGCGCAAAUAUGAGGAAUCCGCAGUGUAUGUGCCCAUGGCCCAGCAGAUAGAGCAGUUCCAGAAACGUACGCCGCCCCGUUACCACUUGCCAAAGGCGAAAAUGUCAGAGAGAGGUCCACCCCCAGGGAAGACUGGUAGACUGAAGAUCACCAAUCCAAAAACUCCACGGCUGAUGACGAAGCAGAGGAGCCGGCCGGUCUCGGUGAAAAGCAGCGUGGAGAUGGAGGCCGAGGAGCUUGAGAAGAUCCAGCAAUGUAAGUUCAAAGCUCUGGAGCUAAACCGCAAAAUCCUGGAAGGCGGUGUGCUUCUGAAGAAGCCGCCGGUGAAGGAGGUGACUGAGCCGGUGGGCUUUCAGCUGGAGGUGGAGCGUCGUCUGCAGGAGCGGCAGGCAGCCAGGCCCCAGGAGGAGCCCCAACCCCACAGCUUCCAGCCCAGGCCCCUUCCUGCCAGGAUCUUAGAGGAAGUGGUUGGUGUCCCAGAAAAGAUGGUUAAACAUCCCACAGUGCCAGAAUCCCCUGCCUUUACUGUGAAGAACCGGGUGCGUGUAAAGCAGCAGGUGGAGGAAGUGAAGCCUCUCCCAUUGAAGGCCAACCCCGUGCCCCACUUCGGCCUGCCCUUCCUGCCCAAACCCCUGAAAAAGAGCCAGGCGGAGGUGUGUCCCUUCUCCUUUGAGUCCCGGGAGCGUGAGAGGCAGGCGCUGAAGGAGAAGAGGCUGGAGGACCUGCGGAAGACGGAGAUUCCCAAGUUCAAAGCCCAGCUUCUCCCGGACUUCAGUGAGGUGUAUCUGCCUGAGAAAAAGGUGGCAGCCCCAACAAAAGCUGAGCCCUUCAGGCUGCUAGUUGAUGAGCGAGGAGCUAACAGGUGUGACCGCUGGGAGCAGAUGAUUAAGGAUGAGCAGAAACAGCAGGAAAAAGCCACAUUAUUCAAGGCCCGCCCCAACACGGUCGCCCACAAGGAGCCUUUCAUGCCAAAGAAAGAGAACCUCUCAGUCCUUGUGCCACAGGGCUUCCAGCUGUCAACAGAACGGCGUGCCCAGGAGCGGCAGGAGUAUGAACGGGCCCUGUGUGAGAAGGAGGCGAUGUGCGCCCAUAUCGAGGAGGAGCGGAGGAGAGAGACAGAGAAGAGGGAGGAGGAGGAGACCACUCAACGCCGACAGCAGCAGGUACACAAAGCACAGCCUGUGCGUCGCUACAAGCCGCUGGAACUGAAGAAGAGUGAGGAAGCCCUCACCAUCCCCCAGACCCCCAAGUUCUCAGACCGCUUCCGUUUGUGAGCGUGUCCUAACGCUUUGUGACCCCACCGAGCAGAAUCCGGGGGUGCCUCUGCAUCUAUAUGAAGGUUCCCAGACCGAGAAAUUACUGCAGAUUUCUGCCACAUUUGUAUUGUCCUGUUUUUAUAGGUAGUAUCAAAAUGGUACUAGUGGCAAUAUCCAUACCUAUGUUUCUUCCUUUACUCCGUUUUUUUGGCAGACAUACAUUUUUGGCUCUCGAGUCACUGGCCUGUAGAUUUUCAGUCCCAUUUCUUUACGACUUUUCUUUUCUAUUGCAAGUCAUUGGGGGCAUGCUAAUUAGUGCAAACUUUGUUGGCCCAUAGCUCCCAGAUUAACAGUGUGGAGUGUCAGUAAACAAACUAUUUGAAGGUACAAGAAGUAGCCUGUACACCACUGAACUGUAUGGUAGGCUACCGUAAAUCCUCAAAUUGUGGCCGGGGUCUUUUAUUUACUUAGGCUGCACAAAGCACAGGCCUUUAUUUGGGGCAGGCUUGUAUUCGAGGCAGGCCUUUAUUUCUUAUUAGGCUUCUGUUGUAGAAUUUUAUUCUUAGAAAUAAAGUAAAAGGCUUCACUUAAAGUGGGCCAACACUAUUCAACACUUCCUGUAACCGUUCAGAAACGCAACUUGAGUUGCUAAACCAUUAAUGAAAGCCGAAACGGAUGCGUAUUCAUAAAAUACCAACUUGCCAGACACGCACUCAUGAACAAUAACAAAUUAGCGUAGAUAACAGCAAGUUAAGGAUCUUUUUUUUCCUAAAGUGCGUUUUAUUGUGAGACAUGAGUUUCGUUUGGAGCAGCAUACCG
Messenger RNA from Conger conger (European conger), 2803 nucleotides. RefSeq names its product targeting protein for Xklp2-A-like. Gene Ontology annotation, cellular component: microtubule; spindle. Lineage: Eukaryota; Metazoa; Chordata; Actinopteri; Anguilliformes; Congridae. Gene Ontology annotation, biological process: activation of protein kinase activity; regulation of mitotic spindle organization. The coding region runs from base 143 to 2002 and encodes 619 amino acids. The transcript has 15 exons. The record is from RefSeq and is a predicted model, not a curated record.